Molecule: messenger RNA, 2513 nt
Organism: Lagopus leucura (white-tailed ptarmigan)
Lineage: Eukaryota; Metazoa; Chordata; Aves; Galliformes; Phasianidae
Gene: BFSP1
Product: beaded filament structural protein 1
Exons: 8
Coding region: 154-2127 (657 amino acids)
Biological process (GO): lens fiber cell development
Cellular component (GO): intermediate filament; cytoplasm
Molecular function (GO): structural constituent of eye lens
Source: RefSeq, a predicted model, not a curated record
ACAAACAGCCCUGGAAGCAACUCCUAAUCAUCUGGGGGGUGAUUAUGGUCAAUUCUUCCUCCCCAAACCCCCCAGAUACAAAUCAGAUCCAAACUGGAGAGACAGGCAGGCACGGAAGAGGGGACACCGGCACCACACAGCCCCCCCGAAGCCAUGUACAGGAGCAGCUUCCUCCGCGAGGUUCGCAAGGAGAAGUACGAGCGCUCGGACGCCUAUGAUGAGCUGCGGGGCUCCCCCGAAUUUGACAGCUUGGCCCAAGCCCAAGGCCUGGAGAACCUGCAGGAACUCAACGAGCGCUUCGCCAGCUACAUCAACAGGGCGCGCGUGCUGGAGCAGCGCAACACCAUCCUGCGCAAGCAGCUGGAGACCUUCCAGCGCAUGGAUGAGCUGGUGGGCUUGGACGAAGCCUUCGCCGGGCAGAUCGAGUUCAACCGCCAACGAAUGCGGGAGCUGGCGUCCGACCGGGCCAAGCUGGAGCGGGAGGAGAAGGAUGCCCAGCGCAUGCUUGAUGAGUAUCGCAACAAGUACCGAAAUGAACGUGAAUAUCAGCAGAAGCUAAAAGAGACCCUUGAACGCCUGAAUAAGGAAGCGGAUGAAGCCCUGCUGUGCAACCUGGAGCUGCAGAUCGAGUCCCAGUUCCUGCAGGAUGACAUUAAUGCCACAAAAGACAGAUAUAAGAAGAACCUCAUGGAAAUCCAGACCUAUGUCAACAUUUUACAGCAAAUCAUCCAGACAACCCCUCGCGUGUCCCCUAUAACUACUGGCAUAUCUGAGGAAAAACUUGUAGCAGAAAGGAGGAUCCCUGUUCUUCAGAGCCAGCUGGAGGAAUACAAGAGCAUCCUCUGCCAGCUACAGGCUCAAAAGUACAAGUUGCAGACAGAGACAACUAUGCUGGAGCAAGCGAUAAAAAACACCCAGGAGAGUUACGACGACGAAAUUCAGCUUUACAACGAGCAGAUUGAGAACCUCAGGAAGGGGAUAGAAGAAGCAGAGAGGACCUUGGAGAAGUACACGACUGACUGCCGCCAGCUGGUGAUCUACCAGCAGUCCCUGGAGAACGAGCUGGAGCGCUACAAGCGAAUCAUUGAGAACGAGGACAGCCGGUUAAACUCUGCUAUAGCAGGAACGCCAGUCACACUCUUCACGCAGAUCUAUAGACCUGUCCAGCCUCAAGCUUCGAGGGGAAGAGAUAUCACCCAGGCUAUGCAAGAGAUUGCCAGUGUAAAGCCCAGACAAAAAGCGCUGACAAAGAAACUUUCCAGGAAAAAGGAGAUCAUGUCUAAAGACAUAACCGACGGGCUCUCGCCUGAAAAAAUGUAUGAAAGAACUGUGGAAGUUUUUGACCAAGAUCAGCUGGAAUUUAGACAUGAAGGUUCAGUCACAUGUGAACCUGGGCAGGAGGAAUUAGAACUUGUUGAAAAAGAAGCAGUCCCAGAGGACGUACCGGAUGGAGCCCAGAUAAGUAAAGCCUUUGAUAAAUUGUGUAACAUUGUGAGGGAGAAAAUCAGAGUUUACAAGAAACCAGAGGCUAAAGCUGAUUCCCACCCCAAAGGGCGUUAUGUGCUGGUAACAGGGGAGGAAGGCUAUGAAGAACCUUGCUUCGCAUCCAUCCCAGCUGGGGGAGGAAUCACAGUUUCUACCAGCAAUGGGAAGGUAACGAUUGGUGGUGAUGUGGAGCCCAUACCGGAGCUGCCUGAACCUACUGAACCAUCAGAAAAAGAGAAAAGGGACAUCUGUGAAAGGAGAGACGAGACUGAAACCCAAGAUAAACUGAAAGAGGAGGAGAAAGAAGAUCUGUUUGAAUGGGGCAAAAUAAGGGGGAAAAUUGAGCAAGUCACAAAGUAUCCAGACGUCUCCGAGCCCGAGGCAGUUCCUUGCCCGGGUCUGAUAAGCCCUGCUGAGCCAGGAGUACUUCAAGAGACAGAGCAUGACCGAGAAGAUAAACAGGGCCUCUUGUUCCGGGAAGCAGGCUUGCCUGGCUCCGUGAGCUAUGAGAAGGUGGAGGUGGUGGAGUCCAUCGAGAAGUUUUCAGAUGACAGAAUUCAGACAUAUGAAGAGACAGCUAUGAUUGUGGAGACGAUGAUAGAGAAGACAAGCAAGAAGAAACCGGGUGACAAAGGCUCUUAAAUGACAAGCAGUCAACUUGUCUGGCAUAGUUAUUAAAUGAUGUAAUUUUUUUUUCCUGAUCGAAUGAUACAAUAGUGAGAUUUUUGCUGUUUGGUAUGGAACAGAUUGAUACUUUGGUGGCAAAAUUCUGUCUGAUGUAGGCUCGGCUGUGUUGUAACGAAUGUGAGACUGCUCCAGGACAAGAGUAAUGGGCAGAUCCUAUGCAACUUAUUUUCACAAUAAGGACAAGUUGAAAUCAAUCAUCAUUACAGAGCUGCCUGACUUUCCGAAGUAUCCAGGGCAGAUUUGCCAGUGAGUAUUUCUCUACUUCUCCUAUAGCUGCAACGGGAUUCCCCAUCUGACAGCUGCAAAUGUUAACUUGUGACACCCGAUUCAUUUAAUAAAAG